ACGAAUCUUAGAAUAGUUUUCUUCAAUAUACCUGAGUGGAAAUAUAUUAUAUUAUUCACACACGAUAAGUUGAUAUGGAUAUAUUAGCAUGAUGUGGCGACUGAGAUAGGAAAUGGUAAUGCUAAACGAGGAAUCUGUUCAGGGUGAAAGGAAAUACACAUUAAACAUAAUCUGUAAAUCCUAAUAACCCUCAUUGAAACUCAAUUACAACCAAGAACUGAAUCACUAUUGUUAAAAUGGUUUCGUUAUAUAAUCCAACUCUGGCAUUCGACUUAAACUCAAGAACUUCCUAAGCAUCACCUUUUCACAGUCACCAAAAUUUUCUAAGAAACACUAGGAUCACAAAUGCACCUGAACAUUACAUGGAAUGAAAGCAUAUCAACAACUCCACUACUAACUUGAAGGCGAAUAAAUUAUGCUAUACUGGAAUAUCACGAUAAGUUCAUCACACACACCCGUAUCAACACUAGGUUUCAAGAAAUACUUGUCGUUGGCCAAGACUGAGUUGAUCAUCAGAAUGUAUAUUAUUGAUAGAAAAACAUUAGUACAAUGGUUCCGUUAUCUAAUCAAUCCCUGGCAUUCGAAUUAAGCAGAAGAACUUCGAGUCCAUGAAUCACCCACUAGUCAAAGACUUUUCGGAAACAUCAAAAAAUUUUCUAAGAAACAUUAGAUCACGAAUGCAACUGAAUAUCACAUGCCAUGAGUGCAUAUCAACAGCUCCAUUACUGAUUUCAACACAAAAUAAACUAUGCUAGACCGGAAAAUCUCGAUAAGUUCAUCACACACUCUCUGUUCAACACUACAUCAACAGAAUGUACAUUAAUCUAAAACCUAAGAUAAAACACAAACUCCAAUAACAUAAUUUCACAGGCAAAAUUCCAAGAAAGGAGUUCAUGACAAAAUGUAUCCGCCAUAUGGACCCUGAAAAUAAAACUUUCCAGCCAUGGUAUAGACGCGAUAAGCUCUCGCGUGUUUUAAAGUGAAACACGCAUAUUCCUCUCGCGUGUAUUAAAGGAAAAACGCGUCUUCUUCUCGCGUGUUUAAAGAAAACACGCGACACGCUCUCGCGUGUUUAAAGCAAACACGCAACACGCUCUCGCGUGUCUCCCUUGGUUCAAAAUACGUCCAGAAGGCAGAACAGACCCCAAACACGCGAAGAGCAGCGGCGAAACCAGCGAAAAUCGGUGAAAGCAGCGGGCUAAUCCCAUAUUUAGCUCUCCCAUUCCAAUUUGAAGUGUUGUUAGGAUGUCCCGAUAUGGACCAGAAGAUCCUUCUGUUUUGCAUUAUCAGCACAGUCAUAUAUCGCGCAAGGCGUGGGCAGGCCAGGAAACAGCCUCUUUCAAUAUUCGGCGCUUUGAAGGACAUUUCUGGGAAAUCGAUAAUCAUCACAGACGCGUGAUUGAUUAUGUCUGUAGAUUUGGUUUAGGUGGAGUACUUUUCUGUGGUAAGGCUCUGGAUGUAGAUCAUGCGUUGAUCACAGCUUUGGUUGAGCGCUGGAGGCCAGAGACACAUACAUUCCAUCUUCCCGUAGGGGAAACUACCAUUACAUUACAAGACGUACAAGUAUUAUGGGCAUUACGUGUUGAUGGAGUACCCUUCACCGGAAAUGGGUUUUGUGAAUCUGGGUGGAGGGGUUUAUGUGAAGAGCUCUUGGGCUUCUAUCCCCUUCAAAGCGAGAUGAAGGAAAACGGUAUCUUGGCAUCCGCGCUAAUACAUAGGAUGGCGAUUGAACCGUUAGGAGAUGGUCUCGAAGACGAAGCCUACAUUCAACGGGCACGUAUGAUUGUGCUUGUGCUAUUGGGAGGGUUGAUCUUACCCGACGGCUCAGGGUGUAAGAUACCUCUCAUGUGGUUGACCCAACUUCGAGAUGUAGAGGCUGCCUCUAUGAUUAGUUGGGCGAGUGCUGCACUUGCUACAUUAUACCAUAAUCUGUGUGAGGCGUCUAUGGGCAAAAGGUCAGACAUUGGAGGUCCGACGGUGCUCCUACAGCUUUGGGUGUGGGAGAGAAUGCCCACUUUGAGACCGGAUUUUGUAGCGGCACGUAUACAUACAAACAACACUCCAUGUGCCUUAAUGUGGACUGGCUCCUAUAUGAUAAACAGAGCCCCCAAACAUUCGGUUCGACAUUAUCGUGAACAGUUGUCAUUACUCCAAAAUAACCAGUUUAUUUGGAUGCCCUACGUGGACCGUCAAUUGCCAGACUCCUGCCUCGAUAUGAACAACAGUUGGAGAUCUGUGACGUACAUUGUGUGUUGGGCUAUUGUAGAAGCACAUGAACCUGAACGCGUGGUUAGACAAUUUGGAGGCACGCCGUUCAUCCCGGAAUUGCGUGAUUGGGGUUUCAAUGAAACUCACUUCAAAACCAAUCGGCGUGGAAAGGCUAAGACGAACUGGGCUGUGCAGAACAAGGCCUACAUCCAAUAUUGGGAGAGAAGGUCUGAGUUCGUUACUAACGCUUACAUGGAGCCUCUUGCAGACCACAUGCAGGUGAUGAGGACUCGACAAUACAUGGAGUGGUAUUUUAAAAUUACCAUUACAUAUAUCACGCAGCCGGGUAGGCUUCCAGAAGUAGGGAUGAACACUGUUGCAUCAGCAUCUACAGUCCAGGUGUCUCUUUCCACACAUCAGCCUUCAUGGCAUUUAUAAUGCCUUGAUGUCUGUCACUUAUUAUGCACACUUCCUGGUCAUGCUUUAUAAUAUGCACUCUCACAAGAUUCAAAAACCAACUCCAACUCUCGUUUGUUUCUUCA
Molecule: messenger RNA, 2750 nt
Organism: Salvia splendens (bonfire salvia)
Lineage: Eukaryota; Viridiplantae; Streptophyta; Magnoliopsida; Lamiales; Lamiaceae
Product: serine/threonine-protein phosphatase 7 long form homolog
Exons: 5
Coding region: 1246-2646 (466 amino acids)
Biological process (GO): meristem development; meristem maintenance
Source: RefSeq, a predicted model, not a curated record